GUCCAAGUCGCAGACGCGAGUUUCAAUCUCUGUGUUUUUAGAGGCUACUCUUGUAUGCUCUUUUUCCAGAUCUACAAAAAGCCAAAUCAAGACACCGAUGAGGCUUUUAGCAGAAAGAUUUAUCUGAACUACAGGAAUUUCAGGCAGUGUAUGUUGUAUGUUGCACAGAUCGAUUGCAUUCAAAGAGAGUGAAUUUGCCUAAUGCUAGAAAAUUAAGAGGGAGCAUUGUCGUGACUUGGUGGUAUCUACAGUAGAUGUUUUGAUUCGAUUAAAGUUGGAACUUGGACUGAAAAGUUUGAGAACCACGGCUCUAGUCUAAACUAACAUGCACCCAGGAGAACUAUGAAAUGUAGUUCAUCUGGUAGAGGAGAUAGUAGACUGUAAAGGCAAGAGAAAAAGUGAAAGAUGUUAAAGGACGUGUUUAGCUUUUCAAGACCUCCGUGGAAGUAUUACUUCUGAGAUUAUCAGCACUUUACUUUCUUCUUGAAGCAACUUUCUCCAAGAAACAUGGCUGUUUGGGUUAUUUUACCCAUUGUUCUGUGUGCUGUCUCAUUCAUCGGGUGCUGGACAGUAUAUGGACUUGCGUUACGUUUCAACCACGUCUGCUCACUCACUAACUGGGAAUACAGAAACUCAUGUCAAACAAAUGAAACGGGGAACUGCUGCACCCUGGAUAAUAUUCCCACCAUAAGCUCAAGUGGAGCGAAUUUUCCGGAAAAUUCUCUAUUCACAGCAACAAUCAAUGCUGGUUCAUUUUUGUUUCUGAUUUUCUGUAUUUUCCAUCAUGCACACAUCCUGGACAGGAACAAUGUUUAUUCUCUUCUCAGUAAGAUUGCUAUGAUUUUAGGCUGUGUGGUGUCUAUGGGUGCUUUCGUGGCUGGAAACUGCAAUCCAACCGAGCUGACGUUGCUCCAUUACCUGGGUGCUGCCCUGAGCUUUGUGUUUCUGUGUCUGUACAUGACCAUCUUGACCUUCCUCACUGGUAAAUGUGUGAUGACGGGGUGUGAACGGGUUCUCUACCCACUACGCAGCAUCUCCACAACUCUCCAGAUUUCUGCCACCAUCCUCUACGGCAUCUUCUUCAUCCAGGAGGAUUACUACUAUAAGCACAUCUCUGCUGUGUUUGAAUGGCUGCUGUCUGUCAAUCUGCAGCUCUAUGAACUCAGCUACUCCGCAGAGUUCUUCUUUUUCUCCUCAUCGAUGCUUUCAGUGCUUUUGACAAAGAAAGAAGAGGAGAAAUGUCUCAUUUUGUCUUAAUGUCGAAAGAAUCCUUCAGAAGAUCGAUAGUUUUCUUCAUUUUUCAAUCAUGGAUUCAUAAUAGAUGUUGUAACCUCAUUCAGGAGACAUUUGAAGACCUUUUUUUGUUUUUUGAAGUGGCAAUUUAUGAGGUUGCAAGCACUGGAUUUACUUCGGAGCAGGAUACUCUGAAUUUUCUCAGAGUGGAGCAACGGGCACUUUGAGCGUCUCAGUUGUUUUAGCACUUUUACUUCAAAAUACUAUGGCAUUCGACUGAGAAAAGCACCUUACAAAUACAAUAUUUGAUCUCAUAUCUAGAUUUCCGGUGAGCAAGAGUAACUUGGUUGGUGUAUUCAGCUUAAAUGAUUGUUCAGUGUUUACCUCACACUUUUAAUCUAAUCACUUCCCCGGAAAUGUGGAAUCAGCUGCUGGCAGGAAAUGUGUAUUUGUCAGAACUGAAAAUGGAAAGGUAUAAAUAGAAAAAGAUAAGAAUAACGUAGUCACAGGUUUAUCUCAAAUGGAGUUAUUUUGCAUUAUUGCUUAUAGUGUCAAAAGUUCAAUUUAGAGACUAGGGUGAAUUCAAGUAAACAGAGAACAUUAUAGAUGGAUACGUGGUUAAAUUUACCUGAAAUUACUAUAAAAAAAUAUUUAUUUGAAAAUGUAAUUUUAUAGAAGACAAGAUCAUUGUCAAGUUUGAUUCCAGAUAAUUUUUUAACAAAGAAUUUCGAUUAAAAAAACGUUAUUUCCUCUGAUAAAACAAGCAACAAAGGGCUAAUUACCUCUGUAUGGUAGUUUGUAGAUAUUUAUAGAUGUAUAUUCCAAGCUUUUCAGUGUUGAGAUGCAGUUAUGACAAGCUUAAAAACAGACUUUACGGGUUAAAGCCACAUUCACACUAAGAAUGAUAACUAAAAUGAUACGGAUAUAUAGUUCCCAAAAUCGUUUUAAAUACUAACAGAGUCUAAAAAACAGCACAGAAACAGUUCCAUUAGUUACGGUAAUUACGACACCCAACAGAGCGAUAUCUUCCACUUGUGUGGACGCUAUUACAGUUAUGGUUCUUCUUGGUGUGAAUGAGCCUUGAGUUUGAAUGCAACAACUUACAUGAAUCAAUUUUACUUAACUAUACUGGCAUUGAUGGUUCCAUAAAGAACCUUUAACAUCCAUGGACACUUUACAUUGCACAAAUGGUUCUUUAUUGUGGAAAAAUUUUGUUUAGCUUAAUAAUAAUGUUUAUCUUUACACUAAGAAAACUUCUCACUGAAAGGUUUGUUGAGGAACCUCCGUUUGAAACCUUUAUUUUAUUUUUUUAUAGGUGUAUGCUGAAAAGGGCAGAUGAGUUUAAUGAUGAGUAGCUCACUAUAAUCUAAAGAUGUAACUCCUUUUGCCAAAUGUCACCGGAUGUUUGACAGGAAUACAAAUGGUUUGACAACAUAAUGGCCAGGGUAUUAAACAUGCAAUGGUAUAAAAAGUUGUGUGGUUACAGCAAUGCAAUGGAAGCAUGAGUCGUUCCACACCUGCUCUCUGUAUUUCUGACACACCUCAUUGUGUUUAACUAAGAAAACCAUUCUUGCAUGUCAUAAUUCACCUGGCCAGGUGAAGAUUAUAUCGCAGUUUUUCUAUAAAAAUUUAAUUUGAUUGGUGAGGUUUACUGGGGCAAUCAUCUAAAAACUAGUUACUAAUGACAUUUUCAUCAUUGAACUAAUAUAUAUAUAUAUAUAUAUAUUUAUAUUUACAACCAUGAACCAUCCCAACCGUGAAUACUUUAAAUUGUUCUGAGAACCAAAUAAUCUGACAUGCCUUCAUUUAGUCUACUUUGUAGCAACUAUACGAUCUGAACUACUACAUGAUUGAGAAUUAGAUUUAGGGAGGAGAGUUAUAGGAACCUCACAUUCACAGUCAGACUGAAGGAGUGACUUUGAGGUUAUGUACACAAUACUGAUGCACAUUAAGAAAGACACUGAUGCAGUUUAGGACUUUGGACCUUUGUGUUGAACAAAGAACAAGCAUAUUUGCACUUCCGGUUCCAUCAUGCUGAAGUCAAUGGGUAUUUGUUUAAAUGCCUAAAUAAGGUUUGUAGUUAACACAAGCCAACACCGUCUCAUGAAAGUGCGUAUCUAUACCAUGAUUGUCAUUUCUCGUGACAUUUAUACGCCAAGAAUGGUUUUUGCGUGCAUAUGCUUCGCACUGAAAACCCCUUGGGUAGGUUUAGGGGGAAGGGCAGUGGGGAGUUCGUACUUGUACGUCAAAAAGCACGUACCAUAUACACGCAAAAACUAUUUUUGGCGUAUAAAUGGCACGAAAACUUUACGAACUUUUAUGAGAUCGGGCUCCACAAGCUCAAGAUAUACUCACAUUUUAUUUUACGAAAUAAAAUACAAUGCCCCACUUGCAAGAUUUUACUUGUUUUGGAUAAGGUGGUUGCUAACAAGUGGCUAAAUGGGACGACAGAGAAACUAAUUCACUUUCAAUGCGUUCUUGUGAACUAUUCGAACUUUCCAACUUGUAGAAUUCAAAUAAAGAUUGAAAGCUGUCAGAAGAUGUGGUGCUGUUGGAGUUGUCUUGUGACCGUGGUGUAGUAAAUACUACCUUUAGCUUUUUACUAUACUCCUGACUAUAUUUAGACUUCAAAAAGAAAAUAAAUGGUGUUCAUUUUUGAAGAUUAUCUUGAAGAGAAAAACUUGUAAGAAUCAUGAACUUAUGUUGAGCUUAUUUUCUGCAACAAUUCAAAAGGAAACCAGCUUGUAGGUACUUUCUUGGUUGGCCUACAAAAAUACAUCUCUGCAUCCAAAAUGUACUUUGUAACUAGUCACGAAGUAAAUUCAAAUUCAAUUGUAGUACCUAAUCAGACAGUAUGUGAUUUUGGAUGCAGCCAGCGUAUUCAUCAAGUGCCUGUUCAAAAGAUUACUUUGUGCUAAUGACAUCAAUUAACUAAAAGGAAAUGAGCAAACCUUUUGUAUAAAAGAGUCAAGAGAAUGAAGAAAUGGAAAAGGAUUCGAUUGUUAAUGCAAAGCACAUAACCUUUACUUUGAAAGAAGGUAAUAUACAUCCUGGAAUUACAGAUAAUAAAGAUACAUUAUGAGCAAAAUAAAUUCACAAUGGAUAUCCUCUCUUCUUUCACUGAUCCAAAGAGUGGGGCAAACUAGAAAAUGUCUACAGCGUCAAUGAGGGAAAAGGUGGAAGCAAACUUAAAAAAGCAUGUAUGUCCAGGCAUUCACUGAAUACACUGUAAAAAAGAAAAGGAAAAACAGCAAGCAGUAGUCCACAUUG
Pimephales promelas (fathead minnow) is the source of this 4503-nucleotide messenger RNA. Its product is annotated as transmembrane protein 150A. The record is from RefSeq and is a predicted model, not a curated record. Lineage: Eukaryota; Metazoa; Chordata; Actinopteri; Cypriniformes; Leuciscidae. Gene Ontology annotation, cellular component: plasma membrane. Gene Ontology annotation, biological process: protein localization to plasma membrane.